UAAAAAAAAAACGUGCUUUUGGAGGACGCGGACAGUGCAUCUGUAAACUUCCUACUACGAAUUAAAAAGUCGCCAUGAAGACUUUAGCGUUGUUAAUAUUUUUACUGCGUUGGAUACAUUCGUAGCAAACCUACAUUGCUUGCUUGUACAAGUGGACAGUUCGCCGUUAAUAACCAGUGCGUUCUCUGUCACCCCACCUGCACAGAGUGUGACGGGCAUGAGCUCUUCGAUUGCACGUCUUGUGGUGUUGAUGAAGACGGACAUGAGCGCUUCCUCCACCAAGGUCACUGUCAGACAUACUGCCCCAGUGGACUCUACCCUGACAGGGCUCACUAUGCCUGCCUGCCCUGCAUCACCAACUGUGAGCUCUGCACUGAUGGCAGCAUUUGUGCCAAAUGCAGGGAACACUACAGGCUUCAGAAUGGAGUCUGCCAGACAGCCUUUUGUGAUAUGGGCCAAGGUUCAGGAUCCUGAAACAGGAGAAUGUCUCGACUGUGAGUUGGGCUGUAAAACGUGUUCCACAGAAGACCCUGAGAUCUGCAACAGCUGCAUAGAAAGUUUCUUUCUGCAAGUGUACUUGUCUCAGUCAUCAAUCUCUUCUGUAGUCUAGUAGCCUGCUCUGUCAUCUCCCCACUGCCUCUGUAGUAAGAUAACCUCCAGUGUCAGCAGCUAUAUCAAAUGAUGGAAUGGAUGGUGAAACACGUUGAGCAUGAUCAGGAGACAUCCUUAAUCUCUGUGUAUAUUUUUAGAAUUGGGUCCAAUAAUAAAAGUACUUUACUUC
This is a messenger RNA of Hypomesus transpacificus, 781 nucleotides long. RefSeq names its product proprotein convertase subtilisin/kexin type 5. The record is from RefSeq and is a predicted model, not a curated record. The transcript has 4 exons. Lineage: Eukaryota; Metazoa; Chordata; Actinopteri; Osmeriformes; Osmeridae. Bases 218 to 610 code for a protein of 130 amino acids.